AUUUCAGCCGUUGGCUAGCGCUGGAGCCCCAGCAGACUGGAAGUCGGCGGCCGGGAGACGGUGUCUGUAUGGUACAGAACCAGUACCUUCCCAGUUCGGAUUGAAAUUCUCUUCUUGGGGACCGGCUUUAUGAUUAAGCUACAAUCUUCAAUGAGUAAGCAUAUCCCUCAGUUCUGUGGUGUUUUCGGUCACACAUUUAUGGAGUUUCUGAAGGGCAGUGGGGAUUACUGCCAGGCCCAGCACGACAUCUAUGCAGACAAGUGAACUAUUGAGAUUCGUUCUGCCACGAAGAAACGACCUGUAAGGACCUGAGGACCAGGCUGGGACUUGAGUGUUGAACUUGCGGCAGAGUGAGGGAGCACAACUCACCUGAGGAGAACACACCUGGAUGGGGUAAUCUGUGUGUGACCUGCCCUUGUUGGCCCCCCCCUCACCGGAGUCAAGAAACCCUGCUUGUUCUUUUUUUUUUUUUUAUUUCUAGUUUUAGGACAGGUUUAUUUCAUACCUUACCCUGCUCCCACACAAUCUUAAGUACCUCACUUUUUAGAUUCCAAAAAAAAAACUAUUCCUGACGUGGAGUAUAUACAUUUUUUAAAAAUCCCUAGCAUUUACUCCACCCUUUUGUUGGAUUGGUAAACAAAAAUAUCCUUUUGUAUUCGUCACUUUUUCGUUCUUGCGCAACUUUGUGUGACCAUGGCACGUAUGAACCGACCUGCCCCUGUGGAGAUCACUUACAAAAGCAUGAGGUUCCUCAUAACUCAUAACCCGACCAACGCCACCCUAAACAAGUUCAUAGAGGAGCUGAAGAAGUAUGGUGUGAGCACCGUGGUGAGAGUGUGCGAGGCCACCUAUGAUGCUGCUCUGGUAGAGAAGGAAGCUAUUCAGGUUUUGGAUUGGCCAUUUGAUGACGGAGCUCCUCCUUCUAGCCAGAUUGUUGACGAUUGGCUGAAUCUUCUGAGGGCCAAGUUUCGUGAGGAACCUGGCUGCUGUAUUGCUGUUCACUGUGUGGCUGGAUUGGGAAGAGCCCCUGUCCUGGUUGCCCUCGCCUUGAUCGAGUGUGGAAUGAAGUAUGAGGAUGCUGUCCAGUUUAUCCGGCUGAAGCGUAGAGGAGCUUUUAACAGCAAGCAGCUCCUAUACCUAGAGAAAUAUCGUCCAAAGAUGCGCCUUCGAUUCAAGGAGUCUAAUGGGCAUCGUAACAACUGCUGCAUCCAGUGAAGCAACGCAUGCUGCGCUCACCCCUCCCGCACCGAAGGAAGACACCUGGCUACAUGCAGUGCAGUUACCGUUGUUCCUCUGUUCCCUUUCUGCUGCUUGAAUGACACCUGAUGUUAACCCUCAGCUGGUGUCUGGUAUUCAUUAGCUCUUAAAAUGAUCCUACACUGAAGGCGUAGUUAGUCUUAAAUACUGAAAAAAUGACAGCUGAUUGUGUGGGAUUUGUCCAUUUUUGGUAACUUUGGCUGUCUGUUCCCAGACCUGUGAGCGUGCCUAGGUCCUCCCCAUCACGUUCCCGUCUCCAUCAGAUUAUUGGGUCAUGUGGCUUGAGGCUCAAUGUCAGUGACUCGCCUUAUGUUUUCUUGUUGGUUGUUGUCAUGAUACAGUGUCUUCCCUGUCUGUUUAGCCUUUGCUUUUGAUUGGUUGUGAAAUGAAAUGGGUCCCUGGUAUCAUCCAUGCAAAGCUGGAGCUUGUGACAGACCCAGCAGGGGUGCGAUUUCUAGGGUUGAACUGGCUUCAUGUUCUGUGACCAUCAUCAAAGUAAACAUUCCCUUCAGGUUUUUUUUCUUGCAUUUUUUAAAAAUUUGUUUUGCCAUUCCAGUCAGAUGUUUUUCCAGCAUUUUAAUACUUGUGUAGCCAUACCAGGUGUUCUAUUUUCUUAACUUUAGCACAGUACCAAUGCAGUUAAUGACAGUGUAAUGGACCUGGAGGACAGUUGGCUAAAUGUAAAAGACUGCAGAUUACCUUGACUACUAGGAUCAAAAUAUACCUGUUAAACCUAAGCCCAUGUAUGAUCAUGUUUACGUGUUUACGGCAAGCUCCAAGCAGCUCUGCAGCCAGUAACCCAAUGUGUGCUCGUCUGGUGCAAUAACUCUGAAUACUGCCAUUUUAAGACCUAGGGAACCAAGAACCUGAAACGUACUGCCCCUGACACCAUUAGAAGCAGAACCUUUGGUCCAGCAUCUGAUUUCUGCUAAGCCUGAGGUCUGUAGGGCGACAGUCUCCCUAAGGGUUACUAUUUAGGCUCUGAAUGCUGAUCAUGUGGCUUUGCCUUGAUUUUGGAUUUUAGUUAAAUAACCUCAUAUUCUGUGGCUUUCCUGACUGCAUAUGAUGAUGAUGAUGAUGAUGAUGAUGAUGAUGAUGACCGAAGGCAGCCAUUCAAAGUUUCUUGCAGUAAUAUUACUGCCCCUCCCAUAAAUUAGAUCGUGAAUGAAAGUUUUAUGGAAGAGCAUUACAGUGAACAGUUUACAAGAUGUUUAACUGAAGAAAAAAAAAUGAAAUGUGUUUGAAGGUCGUCACUCUAUUUUGAGUUUCCAUCUUUAAUCUGUGUAGGACCCUUUUAAAGGAGACUUUUUUUUUAAGGUUUUACAUGUGUAAAAAAUGUAGUGACUUAGGUGCCAAACAUUAUUUUUUAUAUAUAUGUUGUUGUAAGAACCAUUGAGCGAAGACAGGAUUGGUAGUUUCUUUUUAUGUUGGUCUUGUGAGGAAAUUUGUUGAAGGUGGUGUAACUUCACUGUGUAUAACGGUAUUUGCUUAUAACUUUAACUAAUCUUUGUUUUUAUGAGGGCUAUCCCCCCCACCCCCCCACGAGAAAUGGUGUUGCCCAAAAAUCUAUCCAUUUAUGGUUCUCUUCCAUAAAUCUACCACUUUAUACGAAACCGUAGAAGCACAUAUUUUGUUAGAUCAUCCAUAUUUAAAAAGCCUCGGACUUUACAGAAUUGCCGAAAGGUACGCAGCACGUUGUGGUUGAGUGCUGGGCCAGGUGAAUUUCAUUGGGUGGGGGUAGUGUAUUUCUAUUUGGGUCAAGAUAAAUAUGUUGCCUUUGUCUUGCUGAAAAUAUGCCCUUCAGUAAUUUUUUAAUAUGCAGAUGCUUUUCUAUUGUAGCUAGAACUCAUUGUGUAAUAAGCAUCUGAAAUGUCAUUUCUUUUGUUACAUAAAAUCUUUAACUACUGCUCUGUCUAGAAUGUGAUCAUUAUUUUGCCCUUAUUGCCUCUUGGCUUCAAACUGUACAUCAGUGUCAGUGAUAUUUUGUAUCCCUUUUUAUUUCAUCUGCAUAACUUGGAUACUUGAUAACUUAUGUAUUUGAAAUGGUGACGUAUUAAUGUUUGAUCAGCUAUUUAUACUGUAAUUGGGAAUGUGUGGUGUAGUACUGUGGGAGAAGUUAAUUGCCAGUGUUCACCAGUUUGUGAGCGCGCUUGUACAUCAAAAUAAAUACAAAAACCCA
This is a messenger RNA of Paramormyrops kingsleyae, 3436 nucleotides long. It is a transcript of the gene ptp4a1, whose product is annotated as protein tyrosine phosphatase 4A1. The record is from RefSeq and is a predicted model, not a curated record. NCBI's taxonomy places the organism in Eukaryota, Metazoa, Chordata, Actinopteri, Osteoglossiformes, Mormyridae. Gene Ontology annotation, biological process: protein dephosphorylation.